UGCGGAGCCGCGAACACAUGGUUUUCCUUCUCCCGUACGUGAAGAAAAUUUGGAAGAAUCGCGCUUCCUUUAAGUUUCUGACCUUGUCUCCUCCAUUUCUUCGCAUUAGAUUUUGAAUUUUUGAUCUGGGUUUCUUCUUUUCUCUGCUAAUUCAUCAUGGCCAACGGCGAAAACCUCGAGGAAUCAAGCCCACUUCUCGGCAAGGUCGUUGAAAAAGCAGAUGAGAAGGAUACACAUCGCAUCUCCACGGGGGAUAGGGCCGAUGCAGUACCUCCGCCGCCUCCUGUCCGGAAAUUUGCGGAGGAAGAGAACGGCGGCGAUGGCUGUGAUUAUGGGUGGACUGCCGAUGGGCUCCCGAUUCAUGGUAGUGUGAUGGGAGAGCCGGUAGGUCGGGCCCAAUGGGAAACUGGUCUCUGCGCUUGUCUUGGUCGCCACGAUGAGUUCUGCAGUAGCGAUCUAGAAGUUUGUCUUAUUGGAAGUGUGGCUCCUUGUAUGCUGUAUGGAAGCAACGCAGAGAGACUUGGGUCUACUCCUGGGACUUUUGCAAACCAUUGCAUGUCAUAUUCUGGUCUCUACUUAAUUGGAACCUCUUUCUUUGGUUGGAACUGCCUUGCUCCAUGGUUUACAUUUCCUACCCGCACAGCUAUCCGCCGAAUGUUCAAUCUGGAGGGUAACUGCGAGGCACUUCAUAGGUCAUGUGGCUGUUGCGGACUCUGUGUUGAAGACGAAGUUCAGCGUGAGCACUGUGAAUCUGUCUGUGACUUUGCAACUCAUGUCUUCUGUCACACCUGUGCACUUUGCCAGGAAGGUCGUGAACUUCGUCGGAGGAUGCCUCACCCAGGGUUCAAUGCUCGUCCUGUGUUAGUCAUGAUCCCACCUGCAGAACAGUCCAUGGGGCGUGGAGUCUGAGAUCAUCUUCCUCCUGCUUUCCAUGUUCUUUUGCAGUGGCGUCUUGCUGCUGACCUGCAAUGUAUUAGGGGCUGAUGAGUCUCGGAUGUUAAGUUUUCAAAGGGAAAAAUAUUCUGACAAGGUUUCAGAAUAAGACGACAUUUCCUAUUUGUGGAUAAUAUUUUGUUCCUUUGUGUAUAGAAUUUGUUGAAGAUUCUUGGCCACCAGGGCCAGCUUUGUUUCCUUCAGUUUGAAUAUUAAAAAAUUAUUGUGUUGUUUCUUGUA
Cucurbita moschata (crookneck pumpkin) is the source of this 1173-nucleotide messenger RNA. Its product is annotated as cell number regulator 8-like. Lineage: Eukaryota; Viridiplantae; Streptophyta; Magnoliopsida; Cucurbitales; Cucurbitaceae. The coding region runs from base 157 to 909 and encodes 250 amino acids. The record is from RefSeq and is a predicted model, not a curated record. The transcript has 3 exons.